Molecule: messenger RNA, 4060 nt
Organism: Myotis myotis
Lineage: Eukaryota; Metazoa; Chordata; Mammalia; Chiroptera; Vespertilionidae
Gene: SIM2
Product: SIM bHLH transcription factor 2
Exons: 11
Coding region: 542-2539 (665 amino acids)
Biological process (GO): regulation of transcription by RNA polymerase II
Molecular function (GO): DNA-binding transcription factor activity, RNA polymerase II-specific; RNA polymerase II transcription regulatory region sequence-specific DNA binding; protein dimerization activity
Source: RefSeq, a predicted model, not a curated record
CACGUGCACCUCGGAGCUGCUGCGCCCGCGACAGACCGAGGGCUCCGGGCGCCGCGUCUCCAGGCCCCGGGGACCGCCAGGGAGGGCGGGAGAGCGCGCCCGGCCCGCCGCCGCCCGCUCCCCUCCGCUCGCCUCCGCUCCAUGGCUCCGCGGCCGCCGCCCUCGCCGCCCUCCCGCCCGGAGCGGCCCCGGCACCGCGGGGACGAGUCCUCGGUCACGGACUAGACGGCACCGCCGCCUCCUCGCCGCCCGGUCCGCCCCCGCGGAAAGCGACGCGCGGGAGACGCAGCGAGAAAGGAAGGGCGAGCGGCCGCGCGCAGUCAGGGCCCGGCUCCGCCGCACAGCCCAGCCCGCGGAGGCUGCGCCCGGCCGGGCGGGAGGAGCGGGCGCCCCGGGCCGGCCCCGCGCACCUGGCACCUGGCACCUGCCCGCGGCCGGCGCCCCGGACCCACCUGGACCUUCCGGUCGCCGCCGCGGCAGCCGGAGCGGGACCGCGCGGCCUGGGCACGGCCGGGGCUAAUAUGCCCGGAGCCGAGGCGCGAUGAAGGAGAAGUCCAAGAAUGCGGCCAAGACCAGGAGGGAGAAGGAGAAUGGCGAGUUCUAUGAGCUGGCCAAGCUGCUCCCGCUGCCGUCGGCCAUCACCUCGCAGCUGGACAAGGCGUCCAUCAUCCGGCUCACCACCAGCUACCUGAAGAUGCGCGCCGUCUUCCCCGAAGGUCUAGGAGACGCGUGGGGACAGCCGAGCCGCGCGGGGCCCCUGGACAGCGUCGCCAAGGAGCUGGGGUCGCACUUGCUGCAGACCUUGGACGGCUUUGUUUUUGUGGUGGCAUCCGAUGGCAAAAUCAUGUACAUAUCGGAAACAGCCUCCGUCCAUCUGGGCCUGUCCCAGGUGGAGCUCACCGGCAACAGCAUCUAUGAGUACAUCCAUCCGUCCGACCACGACGAGAUGACGGCCGUGCUGGCGGCCCACCAGCCCCUUCACCAUCACCUGCUCCAAGAGUACGAGAUAGAGCGGUCCUUCUUCCUUCGCAUGAAGUGCGUCCUGGCAAAGAGGAACGCGGGCCUGACGUGCAGCGGAUACAAGGUCAUCCACUGCAGCGGCUACUUGAAGAUCAGGCAGUACAUGCUGGACAUGUCCCUGUACGAGUCCUGCUACCAGGUCGUGGGGCUGGUGGCCGUGGGCCAGUCGCUGCCGCCCAGCGCCGUCACUGAGGUCAAGCUGCACAGCAACAUGUUCAUGUUCCGGGCCAGCCUCGACCUGAAGCUCAUCUUCCUGGACUCCAGGGUGACCGAGCUGACGGGGUACGAGCCGCAGGACCUGAUCGAGAAGACCCUGUACCACCACGUGCACGGCUGCGACGCCUUCCACCUCCGCUACGCGCACCACCUCCUGCUGGUGAAGGGCCAGGUCACCACCAAGUACUACCGGCUGCUCUCCAAGCGGGGCGGCUGGGUGUGGGUGCAGAGCUACGCCACGGUCGUGCACAACAGCCGCUCGUCCCGGCCCCACUGCAUCGUGAGUGUCAAUUAUGUCCUCACGGACGUUGAGUACAAGGAGCUGCAGCUGUCCCUGGACCAGGUGUCCACGGCCAAGUCCCAGGACUCCUGGAGGACCGCCCUGUCUACCUCACAAGAAACUAGGAAGUUAGCCAAACCCAAAACCACGAAGAUGAAGACGAAGCUGAGAACAAACCCUUACCCCCCGCAGCAGUUCAGCCCGUUCCCGAUGGACAGACUGGAAUGCGGCCAGCUGGCAAACUGGAGGGCCAGCCCCCCCACGGACGCCACGGCCCCCCCGGAACAGCAGCUGCACCCCGAAGGCGGCGACCUCCUGUACACCCCGCCCUACAGCCUGCCCUUCUCCUACCGCUACGGACACUGCCCCCUGGACCCCCACGUCUUCAGCAGCAAAAAGCCCGUGCUGCCGGCCAAAUUCGGACCCCAGGGGUCCCCGUGCGAGGUGGCGCGCUUUUUCCUGAGCGCGCUGCCAGCCGGCGGCGAGUGCCAGUGGCACUAUGCCAACCCCCUGGUGCCUGGCAGCUCAUCUCCAGCUAAAAACCUCUCUGAGCCACCGGUGAACACUGCCCGGCACAGCCUGGUGCCAAACUACGAAGCGCCCGUCCCCGCGCGCAGGUUCGGCGAGGACACCGCGCCGCCGCCCAGCUUCCCGAGCUGCGGCCACUACCGCGAGGAGCCCGCGCCCGGCCCGGCCAAGGCUGCCCGCCCGGCCCCGCGGGAAGGGGCGCGCCUGGCGCUGGCCCGCGCGGCGCCCGAGUGCUGCGCGCCCGCCCCCGAGCCCCCCGCGCCCGCGCAGCUGCCCUUCGUGCUGCUCAACUACCACCGCGUGCUGGCCCGGCGCGGGCCGCUGGGGGGCGCUGCGCCCGCCCCGCCCGCCCUCGCCUGCGGCCCCCACGCCCCGGAGGCGGCGGCCUCGGCGCACCGGCCCCGGCCCCCCGGCCCCGCCGCCGCCGCCGCGCCGCCCGCCGCGCCCCUGCCGCACUACCUGGGCGCCUCGGUCAUCAUCACCCACGGCAGGUGACCCGGCCGGCUCCGGCCAGGCCGCUGUGGCCCCGGCGUCCUAGCGUCCAGCUGAGGUCAGAGGGGCGAGCUGUAUAUGCACGAUUUAAAUUAAUUUAUACAGAGACGACUAUUUUACUAGCACCCCGCCGCUGUUAGAUUUUUACCGUAGAUGCCGUGAAGGCCGGCGGAGAGGCCUGCCCCCCGCCCGAGGAGCGACUGCCCGACCGUGGUCCUCCAGGAGCCGGGUUUUCCUGAAGGGCAGAGCCCCACGAGUGACCUCAAACUACCCCGUGUUUGGGGCCGCCUGGUGUCCUUAUUUUGAAAUCAGGCUCGCGCGCCCUGCCUGCCCGGGAUGCGCACCGCCCGCUGUGGGACUGGAGGAGUUUUGGCUCCGCCAGUGCCCUCCACCUGAGGGAGGAGAGCACCCUGACGCGGUCAGAUAUGCGGGGUGGGGCUGGGGCGGGCUUCCUGCAUUCGGAGCCCUUUCAGAUGUUUAAGUCCAGGCAGAAGGUGAUUAUCCUAAGUCCCAUGAAUAGACAAUUCUCGUUAAGAGUCAUGCAUGAGUUUCAUGAAACGUUGUUUUAACUCUUUAAUACAAAAAGCCUACAAGCUGAGACCAAGGUGGCGAGCGUGCUUCUCAAGUACAUCCACAGGCUCUUCCUUCCUCUGAGCUCUGGGUAACACCAAGAGCAGCGCCUUCAGAAUAUUAAGCAUUAAAUGCUAAAAGGAUGCACACAGCCAGAGAGUUUAGGAGAUGGACACGUGGGUGACUUAGGCGCCCAAUGCGAUUGGCUACCCUUGUCAGGCAGGGUUACAAGGCAGAACCCUCUGGCCCUGCAAUCCCCAGGCCGUGCUUGCUGCCAGCGCUGGUGAGUUCAACUGCAUGUGCAACAUGGGACAUGGUCAGUGGACUGCGCCUCGCGGGAGAAAACGCGCUCCAGGCAUGUCAUGAAAAUGAUGUGCACAGUCUGCAGCAUUUUUUAUGCAGCAAAACUCCAGGCGAACACGUCAUGUCUGUUACAGGCCAACAGAAACCUCUCAUAAAGCACCAGCAGUGUUUUAUACUUCCAUUUUUAGAGUUUUGUUUCAGGGUUUCACCAUUUAAAAGUUGUGUCAUAGCUCAAUGCCUCGAUCCACCAUCUGUCAAUUUGCUCCACACCAUGAACACUCCGUGUUGGUUUUUCAAAAAUGGUUUACUUUCGGGAAGACCCACCUGAGGGAAGGGCUUUCCACAAAUGUCUUUAACUCAUCAUCCUAGAACCAAAGUGCACCUUCGACUGAGAAAAUGUGAAACCUGUUGCCAACCAAGUGUCACUGUGAGGACCUGCCUCCUUCCCGGGCAGCGUGUGGUCUGAGAUGAAAUUUGCAAGUUGAGGAGCACCUGUUGUUCAGCCAGGGGCUGGGUUACAAGAAUGGACGUCCGCCCUGCCGGCCUGCGCUUAGCCGUACCUCAUUAGCAAGCAGCCCUUUGCGAGUGCGUGCACCUAAAACACCCGAGGGGUUACUGUUAGGCUCACGAGUCUCAUAAUGAAACCGCGAU